AACAUGCAUCCUCAGUUCCUCACAUCCAAGAAACUCGAUCGAUGAUCGAUCCUCCCAACUCCCAAGGCCUCAUCAUCGCCACCUUCGUAGAUACUUCCCACGUCUAAUUAAUAUCUCUCUCGCAAAUGUUAAGACUCAAGAGAGAGGGCAAAAGAUAGUGAGUGCAGUCAUGGAAGUCUCUGAUGUAGUAGAAGAAGAAGAUAAAAGUACUGAAGAAACUCAGCAGGAGGAAUAUGAAGUACUUCCUCAACAUCAACAACAACUCAAAGGGAAGAAAAUUUCAUGGCCAAAGUUGCGAAGAUACGACUCCUUAGACAUCGAAUCCAGAACCGUCAAGGGUCAUGCUCAUGGCCAUGGCUCCAAGGGUGUCGGGUGGUCGGUGGUGUUGCAUCUAGCAUUCCAGAGCAUUGGAAUUGUGUACGGGGACAUUGGCACAUCACCUCUAUAUGUGUACUCCAGCACCUUCUCAAGCGGCAUCAUCAACCAUAACGACGACAUUUUGGGUGUUCUUUCUUUGAUAUUUUACACCCUCACCUUGAUCCCUUUGGUCAAAUACGUUCUUAUCGUCUUACAGGCCAACGAUAAUGGUGACGGAGGGACAUUUGCAUUGUAUUCUCUCAUAUGCCGAUAUGCGAAGGUGGGUUUGAUCCCGAGUCAGCAAGCAGAGGACCAGGAGGUGUCGAAUUUCCAGCUUGAGUUGCCGAGCAGCCGUCUAAAGAGGGCGUCAACGCUCAAGUCUAAGCUGGAAAACAGCCGGUUUGCCAAGAUCUUCCUUUUGUUCGCCACCAUGCUCGGCACUUCCAUGGUGAUUGGCGACGGCGUUCUCACUCCUUGCAUCUCCGUUUUGUCAGCAGUGGGAGGGAUCAAGCAAGCUACGUCUACAAUGACGGACAAUAUGAUUGUUUGGAUAUCAGUUGCCAUCUUGAUCUUCCUAUUUAUGAUUCAAAGAUUUGGAACUGACAAAGUGGGCUAUACCUUUGCUCCAAUAAUUUGCGUUUGGUUCGCAUUCAUCGGGGGCAUUGGCAUUUACAAUUUCAUCAAAUUUGAUCCAACUGUUAUCAAGGCCAUAAAUCCAAAAUACAUCGUUCAAUAUUUCCAAAGGAACAAAAAAGAAGCAUGGAUAUCCCUUGGUGGCAUUGUGCUUGCCAUAACAGGAACUGAAGCCUUAUUUGCCGAUGUCGGCCACUUCACAGUUCGGUCGAUACAAAUAAGCAUGUGUUCCUUGACAUACCCAGCACUCGUGUUUGCAUACACUGGUCAAGCUGCCUUCCUCCGCAAGAACAUGAACCAUGUUGCAGAAACCUUCUUCGAGUCAAUACCAGGUCCUUUGUAUUGGCCAGUGUUUGUUGUAGCCGUAUUGGCAGCCAUUAUAGCUAGUCAAGCUAUGAUUUCAGGAACUUUCUCUAUAAUCCAACAAUCCUUGUCAUUGGGAUGUUUCCCUCGUGUGAAAAUUGUGCAUACAUCGGCUAAGUAUGAAGGACAAGUUUACAUACCAGAAAUCAAUUACCUUCUUAUGCUGGCUUGUGUAGGGGUCACUUUAGGAUUCAGAAGCACCGCAAGGAUUGGCAAUGCAUACGGGAUUGCAGUGGUAUUUGUCAUGACUCUCACGUCUUCCUUUCUCGUACUAAUCAUGAUCAUGAUAUGGAAAACCCACAUACUUCUCAUUAUCUUCUAUGUUCUUGUCAUUGGCACUGUGGAGCUUCUGUAUUUAAGCUCGGUGCUCUACAAAUUCGACCAAGGAGGAUAUCUUCCACUAGCCUUCGCCGCAGCACUAAUGACUAUUAUGUAUAUUUGGAACUAUGUGUAUAGAAGAAAGUAUUACUAUGAGCUUGAUCACAAAAUCUCUUUGGAUAAGCUCAAGGAGGCUCUCACUGGCACAAACAUUUGUCAAAUACCUGGGCUUGCAAUUUUCUAUUCAGAGCUUGUUCAGGGCAUCCCGCCUAUUUUCAAGCACUAUGUUGCAAACGUUCCUGCAUUGCACUCGAUCCUUGUUUUCGUUUCCAUCAAGUCAUUGCCCAUCAGCAAGGUUCCGGUGGAAGAGCGUUUCCUCAUCCGUCGAGUGGAGCCUAAGGAGCUCAAUGUGUUUCGUUGUGUUGUGAGAUAUGGAUACAUGGACGUGCGUAAUGAGCAAGAGCCUUUUGAGAUCUUGUUGAUUGAAAGGUUGAAGGAGUUCAUUGUAGAUGAUUUUUGGUUUUCCCAAAGAAUGCUCAUCAACAAUGAUGAAAAUAAUGGAGAGAAUGAUGAUGAAAAUAAGGAUGUAAGGCAAGUUGAUGAAGAGAAGCGACAAGAGGCCGUGCAGAGAGAGAUUGAGGCCCUGGAAAAAGCAUGCCGCGCGGGGGUUGUCCACUUGAUUGGUGAGAAUGAAGUGGUGGCAGGCAAAUUGGCUGGUAUAGGAAAGAGAAUUUUGAUAGAUUAUGCUUACAAUUUUCUGAGGAGAAAUUUGAGACAGACUGAGAAAGUGUUUGAUAUUCCUCACAAGCGAAUGCUAAAAGUGGGCAUGACUUACGAACUUUAAAAUGAUGUGAAGAAGCUAAUUAAGGAUCGAUACACAUAUAUAGAGAUCGAGCAAAAGUAAGCAUUAAUGGUGAUGACUCAUAUAUAUAUGCCAUUUCUGAUUUGUACAUAUAGAAUAAGUUGCAGUUUACACACGAUAAAGGAAGAGCUGAUGAUCAUCUAGAUGUAAAGCUGUAUAAUAUUAGUGUCAAGAAAGUUUAAUUGGUUAUAGGCUUAAGGUAUUUUGGAUGCCCAACUCUCCAUUAAUAGGAGUCAUGGCACGUGAAAAAGGUGAUUCACGUUUGAAACCUCAGGAAAUUCUAGCAAGAAGUAUGAUCAUCCUGACAAAGUUGACGCCCCUGGCCUCCUUAGGUGCUGCUAUUGCACUGGUACUUACCUUGUUUUUUUGGUUUGUGAUGAUGUAAUAUGGAAUUAAGUGCUAUUACUGUACGUCCUUAUAUAUUAUUGUGCUCUUAUUUAUAAGCUCUAUUGGGUAUA
Messenger RNA from Alnus glutinosa, 2991 nucleotides. Its product is annotated as potassium transporter 5-like. Gene Ontology annotation, molecular function: potassium ion transmembrane transporter activity. Gene Ontology annotation, biological process: potassium ion transmembrane transport. Gene Ontology annotation, cellular component: membrane. The record is from RefSeq and is a predicted model, not a curated record. NCBI's taxonomy places the organism in Eukaryota, Viridiplantae, Streptophyta, Magnoliopsida, Fagales, Betulaceae. The coding region runs from base 170 to 2515 and encodes 781 amino acids. The transcript is spliced from 8 exons.